This is a messenger RNA of Eimeria tenella, 816 nucleotides long. RefSeq names its product SAG family member (sag20). The record is from RefSeq and is a predicted model, not a curated record. Bases 1 to 816 code for a protein of 271 amino acids. Lineage: Eukaryota; Apicomplexa; Conoidasida; Eucoccidiorida; Eimeriidae. The transcript is spliced from 5 exons.
AUGACUCCCGUAGCGUUGUUGACGUGUUAUGCUGGCCUUCUCGCCAGCGCCGCUGCACCACACUUCUCAUCGGCGCUUUCCCUUCGCUCUGGCACAGCGACGUCUCAGCAAAACAGCCUCCACACAAAUUCACUCGUACCCAGUGAAGAUUCGGCGCAGGCGGCGACGCCGCCCACAGCCGAAGAGAAAACUGAUGAUUGUCUGACCACCAUCAACAAGCUGAGGAGCGAAAAUCUCAAGAGCCUGUUGGGAACCCUCACCGAGGCAGUGGAAAGUGAAGUGACUGAAAGCCUGAAAAAGAUCGGAAAAACGGAACCACAAAACCCCACUGCCAAGACAAUUGCAGUGAAGCUCGCGGGUAACGACAUCCAAAGUUGCGAAUCGGGCGAGAGCGCAAAAGCGACGACGUAUCCCGGACUCGUCAUUCCAUUCCCGCAUUCCACAAAUUUCGACUGCAACGCUUUGAUCCAGGCGACUUACACAGCCGGACUCGACCACCUCAAACAAUCAAAAUUCGAGCCAUCGACAGGAACGUAUGAUGCUGCACAAGCUCCAUUUGACAACAUAAACGCCGGCAACGUGGCGUUUCUGCUAUCGGCGGAAAGCACAAAGGUCUCAUGUGCCGCCACGAACAACUGCAAAGCUGGCUACAAUGUUUUAUUCUGCUACUUCAUAGAUCCACUUCAAAAGGGACAAAAGCCUUUUACAACUGAGCUUUACAAUGCCCUCUGGGGAUUGGAAGCAGGCGCAGCGUUCAUCUCGGCUCCCAGCGUCGCCACCGUUCUUUUGGUCCUCGCUGUGAUGAUUCGGCCUUGA